UGCCAGGAGAGGGAUUGCCUGAGCCCAAGGCCUGGAUGGGCAGCUUCCUCAGGGGUGACAGGGGCGGCUUCCUGGCCCUCCUGGCCUGGCUUCAGCUUCUUCAGCCUCUGUUCAGUGGUACUUACAGACCCAGGGAGGGUUCCAGAGUGAUGCGCACAGGUCUAGAGACCCCAGCACAGAGGAACCACAUAAAACCCCUGAGUAUUUCAGAUCCUUCGGUAGCUCCAGUGUCUCCAGACCCAACUGGGACUCCAGGGCCAAGGACUCCUUCACCGACCACAACCCAAGUCACCUUGAAAUCCAGUAGCAGGUUUCCAGGAAGACCGUUUUUCCCAGAACCAUGUGGCCAUAGAAUUAUGCAGUUCAGUCGCGGAAGGCCGUCUGCAGUGAGGAAGUGGCCGUGGCAGGUGAGCCUGCAGAGCAGAAAAGAACACAUAUGUGGAGGCUCCCUCAUCAGCCGCCAGUGGGUGCUGACCGCGGCCCACUGCAUAUAUGACCAGGAGGAAUACGCCGUGUUGCUGGGAGACAACAUGUUGAAUCCUGAAUCUGGAAAUGGGACUCUGAUCCCAGUAAAAGACAUCAUUUAUCCUUCCAAUUUUGACCUUCAAACCCUGCAGAGUGACAUUGCUCUUGCUCUGCUGGUCUCCCCUGUGAAUUUCUCCUCAUUUAUCCAGCCUGUGUGCCUUCCUGGGAAGCCCUUCCAAGUGAAGAAUGGGACAUCGUGCUGGGUGACUGGCUGGAGCCGCCAGAGUGAAAACGACACGGCGUUCGCUUCAGUCCUCUUGCAGGAGGCUCAGGAAAGCAUCCUCCUGCCGAAGCUCUGUAAUCACCUGCUCCAGAGACAGCUAAAAACAUCAGAAGACCUGGUGAUGAAAGGGAUGAUCUGUGGCCACCAUGACAAGGGACAGAGUCCUUGCUGGGGAGAUUCUGGGAGCCCCCUUGUCUGUGAAUCUGACAACAGGUGGAUCCAGGUGGGGAUUGUGAGCUGGGGCAUCAACUGUGGUCGUACCUCUAUUCCCUCAGUUUACACAGACAUCGCUGAAUACAACGAAUGGAUCAAGUAUAUUUUAAGUCAGGCUUCCUGCAUGGAUUGCAUGGGAGUCUUGAUCCUACACCUGUCUCUGAUGCUGCAAUUGGCCGUCUUGGUAACGCUGUGACCUCCUUAGCCUACUGUCUUCCUGCUGGUUUUGAGUCUCCCACUA
Messenger RNA from Phodopus roborovskii (desert hamster), 1202 nucleotides. Its product is annotated as putative inactive serine protease 43. The record is from RefSeq and is a predicted model, not a curated record. The transcript has 6 exons. Lineage: Eukaryota; Metazoa; Chordata; Mammalia; Rodentia; Cricetidae. Gene Ontology annotation, molecular function: serine-type endopeptidase activity. Bases 36 to 1157 code for a protein of 373 amino acids. Gene Ontology annotation, biological process: proteolysis.